Messenger RNA from Haliotis rufescens (red abalone), 1194 nucleotides. RefSeq lists its product as uncharacterized. Lineage: Eukaryota; Metazoa; Mollusca; Gastropoda; Lepetellida; Haliotidae. The transcript has a single exon. The record is from RefSeq and is a predicted model, not a curated record. Bases 1 to 1194 code for a protein of 397 amino acids. Gene Ontology annotation, molecular function: zinc ion binding; nucleic acid binding.
AUGGAAUUUAGCAAAGAGGAAAUGGAAAAGAUGAUUGUUGCCUUUGAGAAGGCAGGAUUGAAACCUAAAGCUGAUACAGCGGAGGGUUUCAAAGACUGGAUCACUUCUGUCUCAGAACAGGAAGUUAUAAUUAAACAGGAAGUUGAUCUUGGAGCUAGUGCUUCAGUGGAUGAUGUUGCUCCGACUAAUAGUACUACACAACAGAAGACUGUCAGUACUCACGCAUAUCACAGCUUCCCUAAACUUACAGUAUUUAGUGGGGAGCCAGGCAAGGAUAGUGAAUAUGACCUUUGGCGAUAUGAGGUCGACUGCUUGAUUGAGGCCAAAACACACAGCAAUGAGGUGAUUCUACAAGCCAUACGGAAAUCCCUCAAGGGUGAAGCUGCUCUUUCAGCAAUGAAGCUUGGUCACAAAGCUUCAAUUAUAGACAACCUAUCCAAGUUGAAGAGUGCUUUUGGGACACUUCGAAGAAUUUCUGUACUCAUGUCCGAGUUUUACAGUGCCACUCAAAAGGAUGGUGAAGAUGUCACUGCUUGGAGCUGUCGUCUUGAGAGAUUACUCUACCAGUUGGUUUGUCAGAAGUCUAUAUCUCAUGCCGAGCAAGAUGAGAUGUUGAGGUCAAGGUUGUGGGAUGGCUUGAAUCCUUCUCUUAAGGAACUAGCAGGCUACAAAUAUGAGUCUCUCAAGAAUUUUGAUGACCUUCGUCUAUGCCUAAGAGAGUUGGAGUUGGACUUGCAUCGUGGGACUGUUCCUCAACAUAAAGGGAAGCAAGCUAUGGUGAAACAAGCGUCUUCUGAGAAGUCAACAGAGCCUGACCACUAUUCUGAACUUAAAGAUAUGUUGAAGCAAAUGAAGUCGGAGAUUACUGGCAUAAAGGAUCAUCAAACUCAAAUGACGACACAAAUCAAUCAGCUUCAGUCAGGGCAACCAGAUGUUAGGCCCAGAGGUCGUGGUAGAUCAGGAUAUCGAGGUGCUUAUGGUUCCACACAGGACACAUCAACGUCAGUGAAUCAGUCUGAGAGUGCCUCUGGAUCAGAUAUUCCUCCAUCUCAAGAGAGUAUACAGCAACGACCACUCCCUGUUUGUUGGAAUUGUGGUUAUCCUGGUCAUCUUUCAUAUGGUUGUCGUGUCCGACAGGAUCAUCGCCGGAGACCUUUAAACUCCAACAGGCCUAUGGGCAGGGGGCACUCCUAG